CGCUGCCCGACUCCUCCAUCCUCCAAUGGCUCCCGGCCUACUCAAGCUCAAGACCAGACUCGCCACCGCGGCGGCAAUCGCCGAGGGCCUGCUGUGCGCCCAAGCGGCAACCCUGCCCGUCAAGCGCCAGGCAGCGGUCACUGCGCUCUCCACCGCACAGAUCACCGCCUUCCGCCCGUACACCCACUACGCCAGCACGGCGUACUGCUCGCCGGCGUCGACCCUCGCGUGGAACUGCGGAGUGAACUGCGAGGCGAAUCCGUCCUUCGAGUCAAUCGCCUCCGGGGGUGAUGGCGACGUCACCCAGUUCUGGUUCGUCGGGUUCGAUCCCACGCUGCAAGAGGUGAUUGUCGCACACCAGGGCACGGACACGAGCGAGAUUCUGCCUCUCCUGGAAGAUGCGGACAUCGUCUUCGAGAAGCUCGAUCCGACGCUCUUUCCCGGGGUCAGCAAGAGCAUCGAGGUGCACAGCGGCUUCGCGGGCUCCCAGUCUAGGUCAGCUCCUGGGGUCCUCGCGGCCGUCCAGACCGCACUAGCGAAGUUCAACGCAACCAAAGUGACCGUGACCGGGCAUUCGCUAGGCGCAGCCAUCGGCCUCCUCGACUCGGUCUUCCUCCCUCUCCACCUCCCAAGCACCGUCACCACCCGUUUCGUCGGGUACGGCCUGCCGCGCGUCGGCAACGAGGCCUUCGCCAACUACGUCGACGCCCACUCUCAGAAGGUCUCCGUGACGCACAUCAACAACGAGGAGGACAUCGUCCCGAUCCUGCCCGGACGCUUCCUCGGAUACCACCACCCAUCCGGCGAGAUCCACAUCCAAGACUCUGGCGAGUGGCUGGCGUGCCCCGGCCAGGACAACACGGAUGUCAGAUGUAUUGUCGGGGACGUGCCGAAUAUCUUCGAAGGCGACGAGUCGGACCACGAUGGGCCCUAUGAUGGGGUCGAAAUGGGUUGCUAAUGCUUCUCGUCAUGUUAUGGCCAGUGGAUGAUCCCCUCUGAACUGGCAAGCCGUAUCUCCCCAUCCUGUAUUGCCGAAUCGCAAGGAGUCACCGCGUGGAAUAAAAAGCGCUGAAUUCCC
Dichomitus squalens LYAD-421 SS1 is the source of this 1078-nucleotide messenger RNA. Its product is annotated as lipase. Lineage: Eukaryota; Fungi; Basidiomycota; Agaricomycetes; Polyporales; Polyporaceae. Gene Ontology annotation, biological process: lipid metabolic process. The record is from RefSeq and is a predicted model, not a curated record. Bases 26 to 958 code for a protein of 310 amino acids. The transcript is spliced from 6 exons.